Molecule: messenger RNA, 4215 nt
Organism: Closterium sp. Naga37s-1
Lineage: Eukaryota; Viridiplantae; Streptophyta; Zygnematophyceae; Desmidiales; Closteriaceae
Source: the annotation of a GenBank genome assembly
AUGAUUCUCAUCGAGGCCGAUCCGUCUGCUUCCAGAUCGCUCCCUUUCACGCUCUGUGACCGGUUCUUUCCAGCCAGAUCUUCCUCCGGACGUUCCGCCUUGUCUGCGGAAGCAGACAUCGCGGACGACAGCUCUUGCGCGGACGCCGCCCGCGCGGGCAUGGGGGCGGCGGACGGAGCGCAGGCGGCGGAACGGUUAGCGCAGUUAGGCCCAGUUGUCAAGGGAACGGUUGUGAAUGAAACGUUGGGCGCGGAGAUGGGACUGGUUAUAGGAGGUGUUGAUGGUGAUGGUGGUGAUGGUGGUGGUGGUGGUGGUGGGAGUAAGGCCGGAAAUGCCACGGGUUUUGCGUCGCUAACGCGUGGAGCUGAUGACGGGGGAAGGAACGGAACGGCUGGUGCUGCUGCCGCAGCUGAAGCAGCCACGGCAGCAACUGCUGCGAGGGUGGCAAACGCCGGGAUGACGGGAGUUAGCGGCGCUUCCGGCGGAAAUGCCACGUGUCGAAGCGAUGGACCCGGUUCUGCUGCAAGGCCGGAGCGUAUUAGCGAAAGAGCGAGCAGCGGGGGAGGGGUGAGCAGCAGCGGACGAGCCAACGGGUUGGAGCGGGAGAACGAGGCGAGGAGGAAGGUUGACGGGCGAGAGGGGAAGAAAGGGCGCAGGAUCAGCGGCGGCACACGCGGACAGCGCGGAGAGAUGCGCGGAGGGAGAAGUGACCGAGAAUCUGUCGGGGGUGAGGCAGCUGGCGGAGAGAGGGAGGCGCAAAGGGGGAAAGUGGGGGGAGAGGCUGGGGCAAGUAGCCGAUUGGCGGACGAAGGCGGAGCGGAGCUGGACGGGCGGACGGACGGGCGCGUGGAGCGGGGGGGAAUAGAUCUGCGGAUGGAUGAGCGGAAUGACGUGCGCCAAGGGGAAGCGCAGUGGGAGGGGGCAAGGAAAGGGGAAUCAGGGACCGCCGGAGGAGGGAUGAAGGCUGAACAAAUGGAACGAGCAGCGAUGGGCGUGGCGAUGGGGGUGAGAGGAGGCGAUAUGGGUGUUGGUGAAGGGGGAGGGUGUGGGGGAGUGAAGCGGAGGGGGAGCGAGGUGCAGGAGGCGGUGGGGUUGUGUGGCGUGGAGGAGAGCAUGCAAGACGCGGAGAUCUUAUUCGCUGCUGCCAUGCGCGCUGUCAAUGAAAUGCAGCUUGCCGCCUCCUCCGCCCCCGACUCUCCCUUCGCCCCGUUCUCUCCCCUCUCUGCCGCAGCGUCUCUCCCUACCAACCCUGCUACUGCUACUGUCGCCGCCGCCGCUGCUGCUGCUGCUGGUGGUCCUGCUCCUCCUCCUGCGGCUGCUGCUCCUGGCGGUGUUGCUGCAUCGAUUCUUGAACCAGCCACUGCUUCCAGAGCUGCCGCGUUCACAGCAGGUUCCCCUGCAUCCGCACCUGCUGCCCUUGCCGGUCCGUAUGGUUCGUACCCGUAUCCAGCACCCACUGCACCACCAUCGUCUGCUGGCCUUUCGUCUGGCAGCCCGUCGCUAGCCAGCAGCAGCAGUCAGGGCACGGGUGGCACGGGUUCCGCCCCUGGGAGCUCCCAGACGCAAGCUCGCAGCGUGCAUCCGUAUAACAGCCUGUCGCCCGACGCGUCUGUAGGCGAUGCGCUGUUUUACACGCCCCCCUCGCUCUCUUUGGAUGGUCUCGGCCGCCGCUCCGCGUCCGGAGGGGCCAGAAGGGGGGGUGGUGACGUGGGAGCGAGAGGAGCCACUGCCGCGAUGGCUGCGGUGGCGGCAGCGGCGGCGUUGGCAGCGGGAGUGGGCGGGGCAGGGGGGGGACUCCCGUCUAUUCUGCGGAAAAGGCGCCGUCGCAGCGAUUCGUUUCUCAUGGUCAGCCCCUCGAAAAUAGCGGCUGCGGCAGCAGCUGCUGCACGAGCAGGACGAGGAGCAGGAGUAGGAGGAAGGGGAGCAGAUUUACUUGCAGCAGCAGCGGCAGGGUCAGGAACAAGACCAGGAGGGGAGGAAAUGGGGCAUGAGAGGCAAGAGAGUCACGAGAGGCAGCAAGCAGGGGCAUCAGAGGGCGCAUACAUGGACCAAAGGGAAUCUGACGGGGGCUGUGCACUGGAUGGGUCGAUUCAAGCCUCUCCGCUUCCACUCUUCCCUGCACAGCCCACUUCCGCGCUCGCUACUGCUGCUCGUGCUCCUGCUGCUGCCGGUCCAGUGCCAUCACACUCGCUGUUGUCAAACCCAGUGGUGUCGCACUGGCCUAGUAUGGGCUCUGAUCGCAGCAGCGAAGCUGCUAAUAACGUUGCAGCUUCCGCCGCCGCCGCCGCCGCUGCUGCUGCUGCUGCUGCUGCCAAUGCUGCUGCUGCUUCUUACGGAGAAGAUAUGGUGGUGGAAACGCAACAGAAUGCAGCGGAGCGAGAGGGGGGUAAGAGCAGUGGGUCAAGAGGUAAAGGGCAGCAUGGGGAGGGGAAGGGCAGGCGUGUGAAGGGUGGGGACGGGUUGAAGAAGAAGAGUAAGAAGAGGGAGAACGGGGGAGGUGGGACUGCAGCUGCUGGUGACUCUGGUAAUGCGGCUGCUAGUGCUGACGCUAGUGCUGGUGGUGCUGCUGAUGCUGCUGCUGCUGCUGCUGCUGCUGCUGCUGCUGCUGCUGCUGCUGCUGCUGCUGCUGCUGCUGCUGCUGCUGCUGCUGCUGCUGCUGCUGCUGCUGCUGCUGCUGCUGCUGCUUCUGCUUCUGCUGCUGCAGCGACUGGUGCUGGUGAUAUGGCAGAGUGUAUGGAAGCGAGCUCGAUAGACUGGCUUCACCGUGUGCCUAGCACCAGGAACCACCCAGCAGCUGUUACCAUUACAGCGCACGCUUCACCUGCCGCCGAAGCUGCUACUUCUGAUACCGCUGCUUUUGCUGCUGCUGCUCCUGCUGCUGCUCUUGCUGCUGCUGCUGCUUCUCCUGCUGUUGCUGGUGCAGCAGGAAAGCAUUCUCCCCGCACCUUCUCAUCCCCACCGCCGUCCCUCUUCCGCCCUGUGGCCAUGUCAGCAACCUUGAAGUUGCCACCAACAACAGCACAGCCAGCUGGCUUACAGUUUGCAGCGGCUCAACAAGCAGCAGAGGCUGGUAUGGCCCAACUAGAAGCAGCAGCAGCAGCAGCAGCAGCACAAGUAGCAGCAACGCCACCACCCAACACCAGAAGAGCAGGAGCGGGAGCAGGGUGGGGAGUGGACGCAAUGGAUGUUGUGGGAGCGACAAUAGGGGCAGUGGGAGAAGUGGGAGCAGGAAUGGGAGGCGGAGGGGCAGCAAGCAACCAGAGCGUGCAGUUCUCUCCGCUGGGCCCUGCCUUUGCAGCACUCAGUGUGGCAGCAUCACCUGCCAGACCGUCCUCGCUUCUGAAGCCCCAACCGCUGCCCCACCAUGAGACGCACAUGGCGCACGCUCUCUCUGUGCCUCCAGAAGCCUUUUCCUCCCCGCCCUUCCGCCUGCGACGCCGCCUCAUCGAUCCUUCCUCCUCCUCACGACCCUACUCGCCGGCACCCUGCAUCCCUUCCCACCAGCACCUCUCUCACCCCUCCUGCAUCCCUCCUCUCUCACCAGCCCCUGCGUCUGCGUCUGCCUCUGCCUUGGCAACUGGGCCUGCCUUUCCUGCUCUAGCAGCAGCAGCAGCAGCAGCAGCAGCAGCAGCAGCAGCAGCAGCAAUAGCUGGAGCCACCUCUUCUGCUCCACUUGCCGUUGUCUCCUCUCCCGCUCGCCUCGCAUCCCCUGCGUCAAUCUCAUCUCCCCCCAUCCACGUACGAUGUUAUGGUCACGAGCCCUGUGCGGCCCUCGCACCCACCGCAUCCCCUCUCCAUCCUCUCUGCUCACAUGCCACCAUGGGACGCGGCUCGUGGCAUGGCAUGGGGGAUUACGAGCGCAAUGGGUAUGGGAACGGCAUGGGCUCUACUGCGUAUGGUGAGACUGUGAGUGCGAUGGCUGGUAUCACAGGAGGGGCAGACCCACCAGUAGGAGACAUGCAAGGGGGAGGUGGAGGAGCGGGCGGAGGGGGGGGAGGGGGAGGAAGGGGGGGAAGAGGUGGUGGGCCAGUAGGCAGAGGAGGAGGGCCACGAGAAGCAACAGGAGCUGCUGCAGUAGCGGCAACAGCCGGGGGUAGUCCUGGGCCUGCUAGGCCCACGUAUGUGCACAUGAGAACAGGCAGAGGAGGAGCAGGUGGCCGAGGCGGAGGCCGAAAAGGCAGCAUGCUAGGUGGAGAAAAGAAGGGUGGGCAGUAG